Messenger RNA from Pseudocercospora fijiensis CIRAD86, 4821 nucleotides. RefSeq lists its product as uncharacterized. The coding region runs from base 51 to 4595 and encodes 1514 amino acids. The transcript is spliced from 2 exons. The record is from RefSeq and is a predicted model, not a curated record. Lineage: Eukaryota; Fungi; Ascomycota; Dothideomycetes; Mycosphaerellales; Mycosphaerellaceae. Gene Ontology annotation, molecular function: holo-[acyl-carrier-protein] synthase activity; fatty acid synthase activity; 3-oxoacyl-[acyl-carrier-protein] synthase activity. Gene Ontology annotation, cellular component: fatty acid synthase complex. Gene Ontology annotation, biological process: long-chain fatty acid biosynthetic process.
AGCGAGCUCUUUUCAAGCAGCAACUCGAGCUCUUUGCACGCUACCUCAAGAUGGAUUUGCGUGCUGGUGACAAGGCCGCUUUGGCCACCAAGCAGAACGAAGCUGCUCUCCAAGCCCAGCUCGACCUCUGGACCACCGAACAUGGCGAUUUCUACGCUGCAGGUAUCGCACCUUCAUUCAGUCCUCUCAAGGCCCGUGUCUACGACUCAUCAUGGAAUUGGGCGAGACAAGACGCGCUGAAGAUGUACUAUGAUAUUAUCUUUGGACGUCUGACAGCUGUCGAUCGCGAGAUUGUCUCCCGUUGCAUUCUCAUCAUGAACAGGUCAAAUCCGAAAUUGCUCGAAUUCAUGCAAUACCACAUCGACCACUGCCCGACCGAGAAGGGUGAGACCUACGAGCUGGCGAAAGAACUUGGACAGCAACUCAUCGAGAACUGCCGCGAUGUCCUCGGCGAGGCUCCUGUCUACAAAGAUGUCGCUCUUCCUACCGCACCACACCUCACCAUCGAUCCUCGCGGUAACAUGAACUAUGAGGAGGCACCACGAGCUAGCGUUCGCAAGCUCGAGCAUUACGUCCGCGAGAUGGCAGAUGGUGGCAAGAUCUCAGAAUAUGGAAACCGCACCAAGGUUCAGAACGAUUUGCAGCGAGUGUACAGACUCAUCCGCCAGCAACACAAGCUCUCCAAGUCCUCACAGCUCGAGAUUAAGCAGUUAUACAGCAACAUCGUCCGCUCGCUCUCUAUGAACGAGGGCCAGAUCAUGCCUGUUGAGAAUGGCAAGCUCAACGGCCACGUCAAAAAGGGCCGCAAUCCUCGCAUCAACGGUGCUGCCAUUCCCAAGCAGGGCAAGGUGGAGACCGUUCCAUUCUUGCACCUCAAGCGCAAGGAAGAGCAUGGAUGGGAAUACAGCAAGAAGCUCACCAGCGUCUACCUAGACGGCCUCGAGCAGGCAGCCAAGUCUGGUGUCACGUACCAGAACAAGAAUGUCCUCAUGACUGGUGCAGGCGCAGGCUCCAUCGGUGCUGAGGUCCUUCAAGGUCUCAUCAGUGGUGGUGCGAAGGUCAUUGUUACCACAUCUAGAUUCUCUCGAGAAGUCACCGAGUACUACCAGGCGAUGUACGCUCGCUAUGGCGGACGCGGUUCACAGCUUGUCGUUGUGCCCUUCAACCAGGGUAGCUUGCAGGACGUGAACGCUCUCGUCGACUACAUCUAUGACGAGAAGAAGGGUCUCGGCUGGGAUCUGGACUACAUCGUUCCUUUCGCUGCCAUCCCGGAGAACGGUCGCGAAAUCGACAGCAUCGACAGCAAGUCUGAACUCGCUCACCGUAUCAUGCUUACCAACCUGCUCCGCAUGCUUGGUGCUGUCAAGACCCAGAAGGCCACACGUGGCUUUGAGACCCGUCCAGCUCAAGUCAUUCUGCCUCUCUCGCCCAAUCACGGUACUUUUGGUAAUGAUGGCCUCUACUCCGAGUCCAAGUUGGCACUCGAGACUCUCUUCAACCGAUGGCACUCUGAGAGCUGGGGCAACUUCCUCACCAUCUGCGGUGCUGUCAUUGGUUGGACUCGUGGUACCGGACUCAUGGGCGGCAACAACGUUGUCGCUGAAGGCGUGGAGAAGUUUGGCGUCCGCACCUUCUCUCAGCAGGAAAUGGCUUUCAACUUGCUCGGCCUCAUGGCUCCAGCGAUUGUCAACCUGUGCCAGCAGGAGCCUGUCUUCGCUGAUUUGAACGGUGGUCUUCAAUUUCUGCCAAACCUCAAGGACUUGAUGACCAAGCUGCGCAAGGACAUCACCGAGACGUCUGAGAUCCGCAAGGCAGUCACUCGCGAGACUGCUCUCGAGAACAAGGUCGUCAAUGGUGAGGACAGCGAGGCUCUCUACAAGACUGCUAAGGUUGCGAAGCGUGCCAACCUCAAGUUUGACUUUCCCAAGCUCCCAGACUGGAAGACCGAGAUUGAGCCACUCAAUGGCGACCUCAAGGGUAUGGUCGAUCUUGAGAAGGUUGUCGUGGUCACUGGUUUUGCAGAAGUUGGACCAUGGGGUAAUUCCAGAACCCGAUGGGAGAUGGAGGCUUACGGCCAGUUCUCUCUUGAGGGCUGCGUUGAGAUGGCCUGGAUCAUGGGUCUCAUCAAGAACUUCAACGGUCAACUCAAGGGCAAGAGCUACUCUGGCUGGGUUGAUGCCAAGUCUGGCGAUCCCGUCGACGACAAGGACGUCAAGGCUAAGUACGAGAAGCACAUCCUGGACCACUCUGGCAUCCGUCUCAUCGAGCCCGAGCUGUUCAAUGGCUACGACCCAAACAAGAAGCAGCUCAUGCAGGAGAUCCAGAUUGAGGAGGAUCUCGAUCCAUUCGAGAGCUCAAAGGAGACUGCCGAGGAGUUCAAGCGUGAGCACGGCGAGAAGGUGGAGAUCUUCGAACUCGAAUCUGGCGAGUUCCAGGUCCGUCUGAAGAAGGGUGCCACUCUGCUUAUUCCAAAGGCCCUCCGCUUUGAUCGCCUCGUUGCUGGCCAAGUGCCCACCGGUUGGGAUGCCAAGAAGUACGGCGUGCCAGACGACAUCAUCUCCCAAGUCGACCCAGUCACGCUCUACGUGCUCGUCACCACUGCCGAGUGUCUGUUGUGCUCUGGUAUCACUGAUCCGUACGAGUUUUACAAGUAUGUUCACAUCUCAGAAGUCGGUAACUGCAUAGGUUCUGGUAUUGGUGGUACUACCGCCCUUCGUGGAAUGUAUAAGGACCGCUUCCUUGACAAGCCGCUGCAGAAGGACAUCCUUCAAGAGUCCUUCAUCAACACCAUGAGCGCCUGGAUCAACAUGUUGCUCAUCUCUUCCACUGGUCCAAUCAGAACUCCAGUCGGUGCUUGCGCCACUGCUGUUGAGUCCAUCGAUAUUGGUUACGACUGUAUCGUGGAAGGGAAGGCUCGUAUGUGCUUUGUUGGUGGGUUUGAUGACUUCCAAGAGGAAGGCUCAUACGAGUUCGCCAACAUGGGCGCCACCAGCAACGCCAAGACCGAAUUUGAGCACGGCCGCACACCAAAGGAGAUGUCACGACCAACCACUACCACCCGUAGUGGCUUCAUGGAGUCUCAGGGCUGUGGUAUGCAGGUCAUCAUGGACGCUAAGCUUGCUCUCGACAUGGGUGUGCCGAUCUACGGUGUCCUCGGCUACACUGCUACUGCCACUGACAAGAUCGGUCGCUCUGUGCCAGCUCCUGGUCAGGGUGUGCUGACCGGUGCCCGUGAGCAGCAGAGCAAGUUCCCAUCGCCACUUCUUGACAUCAAGUACAGAAAGAGACAACUCGACCUCCGCAAGAAGCAGAUCAAGAACUGGCAGGAGUCUGAGCUCAUGUACCUGCAAGAAGAAGUUAAUGCUAUGAAGCAGCAGGGCAACGAGUUCAACGAGACCGAGUACAUGGAGGACCGUGCCAACCACAUUGAGCGUGAGGCAAGACGCCAGGAGAAGGAUGCCCUGCAAAGCCUUGGCAACAACUUCUGGAAGCAGGAUCCUCGCAUUGCUCCUCUUCGUGGCGCUCUUGCUACCUGGGGUCUUACCAUCGACGACCUCGACGUCGCCUCCUUCCAUGGAACAUCCACUGUCGCCAACGACAAGAACGAGUCCGACGUCAUCUGUCAGCAGAUGCAACAUCUAGGCCGCAAGAAGGGCAACGCUCUUCUUGGUAUCUUCCAGAAGUACCUCACUGGUCACCCCAAGGGUGCUGCCGGUGCCUGGAUGUUCAACGGAUGUCUGCAGGUGCUCAACUCUGGUCUCGUGCCGGGCAACCGCAACGCCGAUAACGUUGACAAGGUGCUCGAGAAGUUUGACUACAUCGUCUACCCAAGCCAGAGCAUUCAGACUGAUGGCAUCAAGGCCUUUUCAGUCACGUCCUUCGGUUUCGGUCAGAAGGGUGCCCAGGCCAUUGGUAUCCAUCCCAAGUACCUGUAUGCUGCACUUGACCACGCCCAAUUCGCGACCUACAAGCAGAAGGUCGAGGCGCGCCAGAAGAAGGCAUACAGAUACUACCACGAUGGCCUCAUCAAUAACACCAUGUUCCGCGCCAAGACCAAAUCGCCUUACGAAGAUGACCAGCAGAGCAAGAUCUUCCUCAACCCAGAGGCUCGCGUCACCACUGACAAGAAGACUUCCGAGUUCACCUACCCCAAGGUGCACCCGAAGAAGAUCCAUGAUAAGAGCACGACGGAGCUGGUUGAGAGCCUAGUCAAAGCCAACGCUUCUGCCAACUCAAACCCAGGUGUCGACAUUGAGCAGAUCGACGCGAUCGACAUUACCAACAGCACCUUCAUUGAGCGCAACUUCACCGAAUCUGAAAUCGCGUACUGCAGAAAGGCGCCAUCACCACAGUCCAGCUUCACAGGCAAGUGGUCUGCAAAGGAGGCCGUCUUCAAGAGCUUGAAGGUUGCCAGCCGGGGUGGAGGUGCUCCACUCAAGGACAUUGAGAUCUUGAACGACGAGAAUGGCGCGCCAACAGUGACGCUCCACGGAGAAGCACGAGCCGCUGCUCAAGCUUCUGGUGUCAAGUCGACCACGGUCAGCAUCAGUCAUAGCGAUGCACAGGUCAUCGCGGUUGCUAUCUCUGCCUUUUAGAUACCACAAAUCGCGCGUUUUGGCUUUUGAUGAAGCAUGUAUUGUACAGCGGGCAUUAGAAAUGCAUGGCCGAUGUAUAAUGGGCGUCGGCGCUUUGAUGUUGACGGGCGAGCGGGUGCGUAAUGUUUUCGGGUAUCUCGUGUGAAUCAUGAUCAUCAAAUUACAGAGUAUAGAAAGAAAGACAGCUUCAUUGCGCCCAGGUUCCCCUAACAAGAUCGUUCUCCGC